This is a messenger RNA of Rubroshorea leprosula, 3118 nucleotides long. Lineage: Eukaryota; Viridiplantae; Streptophyta; Magnoliopsida; Malvales; Dipterocarpaceae. The record is from the annotation of a GenBank genome assembly.
AAUGAAGAAAUCCUUCUCUGAUUCAAGCCUUCAUACCUUGUUAGUGGUAUCAGAGCAUACCUUCUCUCACGAGAUCUCUGAUCCUAUGGCUACUCGUGACGAAACUCCCAACUCAGCAGCAUCCAAACACUUGGCCGUAACCAUGCUUGAACCCAACAUCACCGGGAAUCCAAUUUCCUUUAACUCUGCAGCUUUUCUCGUCAAACUCACACCCAACAACUAUCUCUCUUGGAAAGCUCAGUUCGUGUCGCUUUUUGGAGGCUAUGAACUUGAUGGUUUCCUUGACGGAUCUCAUCCUUGUCCUGUAGCAACUGAGCCCACCUACAGUCUGUGGGCACGCCAGGAUCAGCUCCUCCGUCAUGCCUUAAUUACCUCUGUUUCGGAGAACAUCACUCCUUACAUAGCUGCCGUUGCCAUUGCACAGCAAGCCUGGGAAACCUUAGCCAAACUUUAUGCCAAUUGUUCUCGCACACGGGUCAUAACCCUCAAGGAACGGCUCCAAACCAUGAAACGUGAUGGUCAUCCAGUCUCUGAGUAUCUUCGCUCUCUGAAAAUUGUGGCAGACGAGCUUGGCACCGUGGAUCGUCCACUGUCUGAUGAUGAUCUCACUGUUUAUAUACUCAAUGGACUAGGACCGGAGUUUCGGGAAAUUGCUGCAUCCCUCCGGACUCGCCCCUUUCCUACCUUUGGUCGACAAUCUCAAUGGCAUUCCCAACAACACUGUGGACGGGGAAGUUCUAAUCAAUCCAAUAGGCCCAAUCAGCAUCGACGUCGUGGACAAGGCCCAAGGUAUCCAACUCGGCCCACUGGAUUCACUUGCCAAUUAUGCGGACAUGCUGGACAUUUGGCUCGAAAUUGCCCCAGUUUUCGGGUCCAGUCCAUUGGCCCAAUGGCUAACUUUGCAUCCUCUUCAAAUGGUUUUCUUGAUGAUUGUUUGCUGGACUCCGGUGCUAAUAAUCAUGUUACAACAGACUUGGCCAACUUAGCACUUCAUUCUGAAUACAAUGGUCCUGAUGAACUGCAAAUUGGUGAUGGAACAGAGCACACCUUUCCUGCACCUUUUAAACACUCGUGUCUUCAACAACUUGAUUUCCUGUUGGAUAGCCUAGACGAUCUGCCAUCGCCACCUGCUGUCUCCGCUGUGGCUCCUCAUGAAUCUUUGGUUCACGAAGCUGUACCUCCUGCAACACCACACGAACCCACCUCCAUCACUUCUCCACCUCUCCCUCCACACUCCCCUGAGCCUAUCAUUGAGCCCAUUCCCCAACCUCAACCAUUGCCCCCUCCGGAGCCCAUUCGAAGUCACCCCAUGCUUACCCAUUCUCAAAAUAACAUCUUUAAGCCUAAAUUCAUCCACCAGGCCGUCUCCACCUCUCCUGUUCCCAUUUGUGAACCCACUUGUGUGACUCAAGCACUGAAAGAUCCCAAUUGGCAGAAGGCUAUGUCUGAGGGAUUUAGUGCUUUGGUUCGUCAAGGAACUUGGGAAAUAGUUCCUUCUACUCCUGAUCAGCACCUUAUUGGUUGUAAGUGGGUGUUUCGUAUUAAACGAGCCAAAGAUGGUAGCAUUGAACGCUACAAAGCACGCCUUGUUGCCAAAGGCUUUCAUCAACGUCCAAGUUUGGAUUACUCUAAUACUUUUAGUCCGGUGAUUAAGCCAACUACCAUUCGUACUGUGUUGUCUAUUGCUGUUAGCAGGAAUUGGCCUAUUCGUCAAUUGGAUGUCAACAAUGCCUUUUUGCAUGGGCUUCUUGAGGAAAAAUUGUUCAUGGCACAACCAGUUGGUUUUGUUGAUCCUGCUCUUCCUCAUCACGUGUGCCGGUUGCGGAAAUCUAUUUAUGGGUUAAAACAAGCUCUACGGGUGUGGUUUCAGGAACUCAAGCAGUUUAUUAUCUCUCAAGGUUUCUCCCAUUCUCGCUCCGAUUCCUCUUUGUUUGUUUAUCACCGAAAUUCGACCUGGAUUUAUUUCCUUGUUUAUGUGGAUGACAUCCUCAUUACUGGCAGUGAUCCCUCUGUUGUGUCUUCUCUGAUAAAUUGCAUGAGUACCAAAUUCUCCAUUAAAGAUUUGGGUACUCUUAGCUAUUUUCUUGGCAUUGAAGCAAUUCCCACCAGUGCAGGACUCUUCCUCUCUCAACACAAGUAUGUUAAUGAUCUCCUCCAUCGUUUUCGGAUGCAUGAGGCUAAGUCGGUUGCCACGCCACUUGCUACUAAUACUGGUCUGCAACUCCUCUCUGGCAUUGCUCUUUCCGAUGCUCAGUUUAUGCAUCGACCCACAGAGCUGCAUUGGCAAGCAACAAAACGACUUCUGCGGUACUUGCGCGGUACUUUGUUUCACGGGUUGCUUCUUCGACCUCAAUCUUCCCUCAACUUGCAUGCUUAUUCAGAUGCAGACUGGGCUGGCGAUCGGGAUACAAUGGUUAGCACCACUGGGUAUAUAGUUUUUCUUGGUCAGAAUCCGAUCUCUUGGCGAGCUGCAAAGCAAAAAGCUGUUGCUCAAAGCUCCACCGAGGCUGAAUAUCGUGCUCUCACUGCUACAGCCUCUAAAGUUGUCUGGAUUCGACAUUUGCUUGGUGAACUUGGGAUCUCUUGCUCCCCUUCUUCAGCCAUCUUUUGUGACAACAUUGGCGCCACCUAUCUUAGCUUAAAUCCUAUUAUGCACUCGCGCAUGAAGCACAUAGCUAUAGACUUGCAUUUUGUUCGGGAUUUAGUUGAUCAACGUGUUCUUCAUGUCUCCCACAUUGUGUCCCAAGAUCAGCUUGCUGAUGGGCUCACAAAGCCCCUCUCUUCCAUCCGGUUUUCUCACUUACGGUCCAAGAUCGGAGUUGCAAAUGGCACCAUUGUCUUGCGGGGGCGUAUUAAGGAAAGUAAAUCCCCUCCAUGAAGUCCUGGAUUGUCUCCAUGAAAUCCCAGAUUUAGAAGAUCUCGGAAUUGCAAUUGUAAAAGAUUUGGAAUUGUAAUAGUGUUUCCUAGUUGGAUUAGAUUCUGUAAUGUAUAAAUUGUACUGCUCCAUUCAAUAAUGAGACAAUGAAGAAAUCCUUCUCUGAUUCAAGCCUUCAUACCUUGUUAGCUCCAAGGUAUUUUCAUGGGCCAUGUUAUAGUGAUAUAAAGAAUUGUUAUCACC